Cydia splendana is the source of this 3214-nucleotide messenger RNA. RefSeq lists its product as uncharacterized. The record is from RefSeq and is a predicted model, not a curated record. Gene Ontology annotation, biological process: DNA integration. The transcript has a single exon. Gene Ontology annotation, molecular function: nucleic acid binding. The coding region runs from base 8 to 3214 and encodes 1068 amino acids. Lineage: Eukaryota; Metazoa; Arthropoda; Insecta; Lepidoptera; Tortricidae.
UCACCUGAUGACACUUCACGGAGGAGCCAAGCUCACUUCAAGCAAGCUGCGAGAAGAGUACUGGGUAAUGGGAGGAAACAAUAGAGUCAAACAACAAGUUCGAAAAUGUGUCAAGUGCCAAAAAAUUGAUGGGAAAAAACAAUAUCAGCUGAUGGGCGAUCUUCCUGCCGCCCGUGUCAACGAAGCAAAACCAUUUUUUCACACCGGAGUCGAUUACACGGGAUUCGUUGACAUAAAAGCAAGCAAGGCACGUGGAAGCAGAACGUUGAAAGGUUACGUUGCCGUUUUCAUCUGCAUGGUCACAAAAGCAGUACACUUAGAACUUGUAACAGAAUUAACAAGCUCAGCAUUCCUGGCAGCUCUAAGGAGGAUGGCCGCCAGAAAAGGAGCCCCAAAGCACCUAUACUCAGACCAAGGAACCAACUUCGUAGGCGCAAAUAACAUUUUGAAACAACAAUGGAAUGAAAUCCAAAACACAUUCGACGAUAACUUCUUAGCGAAUAUCGCUGAAAUGGAGAUCGAGUGGCAUUUUAAUGCCCCGUCCUGGCCUAGCGCUGGCGGGCUCUGGGAAAGAGCAGUCAGAAGCCUAAAACAUCAUUUGAAACGGGUAGUGGGUGAACAAAAACUUACUUACGAACAGUACGCAACAAUUUUGGCCCAACUGGAAGCUUGCCUAAAUUCUCGCCCACUAUGCCCACUAACCGAUAACAUUGAUGACUUAAAUACAUUGACCCCAGCCCAUUUCUUGCAAGGAAGAGCAGGAGUCACUAUAAUGGAAACAUACGAGGACGCACGCACGAAAUGGAAUUUGACACAAAAAAUAUUCAGUGACAUUUGGAAAAGGUGGAAGUCUGAGUACUUAAGCCUACUAACAGCAAGACAGAAAUGGUGCGAUCCUCAGAAAAACCUAGAAAUAGGAGAUAUAGUGGUCAUACACGAAGAUAAUUUGCCGGCAGGAAAAUGGGCGCUUGGGCGAGUAAUCGACGUGCACGCAGGUCAAGACGGAUAUGUGAGAGUAGUAACAUUAAAAACAGAAAAGGGAAUACUCAAAAGACCCAUAGUAAAACUAUCUGUCUUACCCCUGGAAAAGCCUAAACCAGAAAAACUACCCGCUGAACAGAAUUCCCUGAAACAAUCAAAAACGAAAAAACCAGGCAAAAGGGGAUACAUGGCAACCAUGUUAAUGAUGCUAUUUUAUUUCCUUACAAUUUUGACAGCUGGAAAUUGCGUCAAAAUGACGCCUAUCAACGAAGGUCAAGGGUUGUACUUCGAUAAACUGGGAACAAUGCAGCUAGUUAGAGACGAGUGGAAACUAGUUGCGUACUACGACAUGAGCCCUUUCUGGGAAGGGGUAACUGCAUACAAAAAGUACAACGAACAAUUGGAAACUAUUUGUAAACAAGUAAGAAGCCUUUCACACUGUGACGUCAUCCUUCUACAACUACGGCAUUCAUACGAUGAGCUGCAACAUUACAAUAAAGUAUUAUCCAGACAUCAGCUGAAACAGCAGACACGCAAGAGACGGGGAUUUAUCAAUGGUGUCGGGAACCUAGCGAAUACUUUAUUCGGAGUCUUGGAUGAUAGAUUCGCUCAACAAUAUCAAAAGGACAUAAGUCUUAUCAGAACAAACGAAAAACACCUCGUCACAAUGUGGAAAAAUCAAACAUCAAUCGUAGAAGCCGAAUAUAACAUGCUCUUAAGAACCAAAGAUACGAUACAAAAGCAACACAAAUUAAUACACCAACAUUUACUUUCUUUAGAAAAGGACACCACUGCAAUGGAGAAAGAAAUCACAGCCGCAGAGAGCAUAUCUCAAUUUACAGUCGUAGCCAUGGCUGCAAAUAAUUUAUUAAGUUACCUUAAAACAAUACAAGACACGUUAUUAGAGACCAUAACAAACAUUUACAAUGAUAAAAUGAACAUACAUAUUAUUAGCCCCGAGCAACUACAGAAAGAAUUAAACACUAUCUCUGGUCAACUUCUAAGCGACCUUACCCUACCAAUCGACAACACACAAACAAACCUUCAAAACAUCUACAAACUAUUAAAAGUUAAAGCUAGAAUGACUGACCAAUAUAUGAUAUUUGAGAUUUGCAUUCCAUUAAUAACUCGUGAUCGUUACGAUCUUUAUAACAUUAUUCCGGUCCCGCAUAGCUCAAACAGAAAUAUGAUAUCUGUUAUCCCCAUAGAAAAAUACGUAGCAAUGAACCUUCAAAAGGACGCAUACAUGCCAUUACAGGAAAGAGAUUUCGAAGUUUGUAUUAUACGAGACACGUUUACGUAUAUGUGCCCGCUUAAGGUCCCCAUAUACAAAAUGAACACCGACCAGGAUUUGUGUAUAAAGGACGAAAAGGAGAAUUUACAAUGCAAAACAAGCAUAGCCGCGUGCCAGAACAAGUGGAUUAGUUUAUCAAAGCCAAAUUAUUACUUAUAUUUUUGUUGCGAUCGGUGUCAGUUUCGAACAAUAUGCACAGAUCGAGUUACGGCACAGACAUUGACACGCGCCAACAUUAUUUAUAUCGAGGAGAAUUGUAUUGUAAAAACAGAUAACUUUGCAAUUCACACGCACAUGAAUAUGCAAAGUAAAGCAGAUUUAAAAUACAGCAUACCUACACCCGAAAUCGACCCAAUAAACCACAUAAUAAACAUUACAGUCGAAAAAUUCGAAAACAGCAGCUUGAACUUUAUGGAAAGAAACGAAGAUAAAAACAUACAAGAAAGAAUAAAAGCGCUAAAGGAAAGUCUACUACCCGACGAGAACGACUAUUCUAUACAUGAUGUACACCACUACACUGCCAUAUACUGCCUUUGGAUCACAAUGAUCAUAACAGCAAUCGUGCUAAUUUGCCGAAAAAACCGUUGCCAAUGGAGACUUCUAAGAGCUCCGGCAACCCCAACGAAUCCAGAGGAUUCAGCAGCAUCGGACAACAUCUUCGAGAGACGCCGACCGAUCCAGCCGCCGCCGCCGCCGCCCCGAGCAAGCGCGAGCGCGGCCUCCACGCCGUGCAGUGCACGUCGCACCAGCACCGGUGACAUUUGUAGUGAUGAUAAGUGCAGUGUUAGUGCGCGAUAUCGAGCGAAAAGUGUGAGUGAAGGAGAAAUAAAUAAUGCGCGAGUGAAAGUGCUCACAUGUCAUACACGCGAGAUGAGUCAAUCGACACAUAUGGACAGGGGAAGCUCCCCAAUUUUAAGAAAAAUAUCAUUCAAUGAAUAA